This is a messenger RNA of Puntigrus tetrazona (Sumatra barb), 1662 nucleotides long. It is a transcript of the gene eri1, whose product is annotated as exoribonuclease 1. The transcript is spliced from 7 exons. Lineage: Eukaryota; Metazoa; Chordata; Actinopteri; Cypriniformes; Cyprinidae. Gene Ontology annotation, molecular function: 3'-5'-RNA exonuclease activity; nucleic acid binding. The record is from RefSeq and is a predicted model, not a curated record. The coding region runs from base 280 to 1275 and encodes 331 amino acids. Gene Ontology annotation, biological process: exonucleolytic trimming to generate mature 3'-end of 5.8S rRNA from tricistronic rRNA transcript (SSU-rRNA, 5.8S rRNA, LSU-rRNA). Gene Ontology annotation, cellular component: nucleolus; cytoplasm.
UUCGACCUUUCAAUGACGGCAUCCUGUUGAAACGUCAGGGUCAACGUCUGCUGCUUGGUUCACGUUUAAGAAACAGCAGCUAAUAAGAAGUUUAAUUAUUUGCAAACGGGCUAAUUUUAUGUACAAUGCAGGGGAAUAGAAACGUGAGAAAUGUAGACAAACAUUAAGGUUGUCAAUAAUUCACCCGGCGGUGUUUAACCUACGUAAGAGACGCUGAGCGUAAACGCGCGAAACCAGAUGGUGCUUCUGAAAUAAACGUUAACUAAAUCGUCAAAACUGAUGGAGUCGCAGAAGUCCAAUCAACCUGCAAAUGAGACUUCAGCGUCUGAUAAUGAUAAAGAGGAGGAAUGCUGCGCUAAUACGUCCUGUGAGCAGCCUUCAUCACCGAAGCAAGGAGAUUUCAGUGAUCCUGUAUAUAAAGAGAUAGCGGUGGCGAACGGUGCCAUCAAUCGAAUGAAUAGAGAUGAGCUGUGUGCCAAAUGUGCUGAGCUGAAGCUGGACACGCGGGGAGUUAAGGAUGUCCUGAGGAAGCGCCUGAAAAGUUACUACAAAAAGCAAAAGCUCAUGCAUUCAGCUGCUGCAAAUGGGAACACUGAUACAUAUUUUGACUACAUCUGCGUUGUGGAUUUUGAAGCAACAUGCGAAGAGAAUAACCCACCCAACUACCUGCACGAAAUCAUCGAGUUUCCCAUGGUGUUGAUCGACACGCACACUUUGGAGAUUGUAGACUCAUUUCAGGAGUAUGUGAAGCCAGUGGUGAACCCACAGCUCUCUGAGUUUUGUGUAAAACUAACCGGGAUCACACAGCAAAUGGUGGAUGAGGCAGAAACAUUCCAUCGGGUUCUGAAGCGAGCAGUUUCCUGGCUGCAGGAGAAAGAACUUGGCACGAAGUACAAAUAUACAUUUUUGACAGAUGGGUCAUGGGACAUGGGAAAAUUUCUACAUACCCAGUGUAAACUAAGUUGCAUCAGAUAUCCACAGUUCGCCAGAAAAUGGAUCAAUAUCAGAAAGUCUUAUGGAAACUUUUAUAAGGUUCCUCGUACUCAGACAAAACUAAUCUGCAUGCUGGAGAAUCUUGGCAUGCAGUAUGACGGACGUCCCCACUGUGGUCUAGAUGACUCACGCAACAUUGCCAGAAUUGCCGUCCACAUGCUGAAGGACGGCUGUCAGCUGCGGGUGAACGAGUGCUUGCAUUCAGGAGAACCACGGAGCGUGCCUAUCUCUGCUCCCAUCGAGGGAGCCCCAGCGCCUCAAACCCCCAAGAAAAGAAACUGAAAUAUCAUUUGAAGACUCUUACAUAAAAUUACAAAUGCGUAAUCUGGGCAAAUAUGAGAACCUGUCACAAUGCGAGCGUGAGAUAAAUGAGACUAACUAAUGUGGGGUUUCUUAAAAUUGUUCCAGAAACUUAUACAUUUUCUUUUCUGCAAAGGUUUACUACAUAGCGGAUCAGUGGGGUGAAGCUGUGCUUUCACUUUUACUGAAAAAUUUGAUUAUCUACUGUAUUUUAAAACUUAGCCCUGAUAAACUGAAACGGUAGUUUCAAGUAAAACUUAAACCGAUGGGCGAUUAAUACCGCAGUGCAUUGCUUUUCUUAAUUCAUGUUGCACAUCCAAUGAAAAACUCAAUUUGUAUUAUUUUGCCAAUAAACAUUUUUAUAACGCC